AUGGAUAACCACGGCGAUAUGUACUACUGCACCGGCUGCACUGAUCCCUCCUGCUCCUCAAUCUCAUCCCUCCACUACUCGUUUCUAUCCCACGACUUGAGCAGUGGUGAGGUGGUUGAAGCAGGGCGGGAGAACCCUCCAGCUUCUUGGAAUCAUUUCCAAGCCGGCUGCAUGGGCACCGCCGCUGAUCCCUCCUGUAGCUCCUCCUCGUCCUGGGACUCGUUUCCAUCCGACAUGUGCAGCAUCGACAUGAUUGGUGCUGGAACGAGUCCUCGGCCCAAGAAGCGACCAGCCUCGGCUGCGCCGUCGUACAUCGGCGUGCGCGCGCGGACGUGGGGGCGGUUCGCGGCGGAGAUCCGGGACUCAACCCGGGGCGGCGCGCGUGUGUGGCUAGGCACCUUUGGCACCGCGGAGGCCGCCGCCAUGGCCUACGACCAGGCGGUGCUCUCCUCGCGCGGCGCGGCCACGGCGCUCAACUUCCCCCUGGAACGCGUCCAGGAGUCGCUCCAUGCCCUCGGCGCCACCGACUCAGGCGUGGCUGGCUCGCCAGUUCUGGCGCUCAAACGGCGCCACUCCAAGAGAAGAAGGCGCAGCAAGGCCGAGAUAGCGAACGAUGCGGCCACACGCCUGGGGAUGAAAAAGAAGAAGCGGUUCAUCGUGGAGCUGGAGGACCUCGGCGCCGACUACUUGGACGAGCUUCUCAUGAUUACGUGUAAUACGGCUUACUAG
Molecule: messenger RNA, 729 nt
Organism: Aegilops tauschii subsp. strangulata
Lineage: Eukaryota; Viridiplantae; Streptophyta; Magnoliopsida; Poales; Poaceae
Product: ethylene-response factor C3-like
Biological process (GO): ethylene-activated signaling pathway; regulation of DNA-templated transcription
Molecular function (GO): DNA-binding transcription factor activity; DNA binding
Source: RefSeq, a predicted model, not a curated record